Momordica charantia (bitter melon) is the source of this 2357-nucleotide messenger RNA. It is a transcript of the gene G6PD4, whose product is annotated as glucose-6-phosphate dehydrogenase 4. Gene Ontology annotation, molecular function: glucose-6-phosphate dehydrogenase activity; NADP binding. NCBI's taxonomy places the organism in Eukaryota, Viridiplantae, Streptophyta, Magnoliopsida, Cucurbitales, Cucurbitaceae. The record is from RefSeq and is a predicted model, not a curated record. Gene Ontology annotation, biological process: glucose metabolic process.
AGCCAGAAACAGAGUUCGAGAGAUGCAAUCGUCUCUGAGUUCCCUACCAUGGCCGGCUAAUCGCAGAAGCAGAGUUCCGAUAUCUCACCAAAUCGACCAAACGACGAAGUUUCGAUGUCGUUUUCAACUUUCUCAGCUCCUCCAGCAACUGUCCCUCUUUGCUYCAAUGGCCGCAGAAUCCCCUACCGCGGCUACCAUAUUGGGCCAGAUAGCUUCCGAUCAGGAAGAGCUUCCAAUUUCUGCCGGAUCUUUCGUGGCUUGAAACUCUGGAUAAGUGAGAGCCUAAGCGUUCUGCAACAUAAUGGGAAAUCAGGACUAUCACAGAAGUUCAAGACUAUAAAAAACCAUAAACAGGACGAAUUUGAAAAACCUUUUGAGGAAACUUUGUCACAUGCAUGGCAAGUCCCUGAAGCAGUCCCAGAAUCAAACUUUUCCAGUGAUUCCAAUUCAGAGGCAACUAAAGUAACUGCACAUCCUGCAGCAUCUGGUAAUCUGCAAGGUGAUGCUUCAGUGGAURCUGAAGUUUCCUCAGCGUCUACUUCGCCGUUGCCACAGUCACUUAUGCCAAACUACGUCGCCGGGGAUGAAAAGGUACCAUUGCUCAGUAUUGCUGUCGUUGGAGCUACUGGUGAGCUAGCAACCAGAAAAAUUUUCCCAGCGCUGUUUGCGUUGUAUUAUAGUGGCUUUCUUCCUGAGAAUGUCGGCAUUUUUGGUUAUUCGAGAAAGAACAUAACAGAUGAAGAACUACGGUCUAUUAUAUCUGCCACUUUAACUUGCCGCAUUGAUCACCAACAAAAUUGCAGUGACAAAAUGGAUGCAUUUCUGAGUAGAACAUUCUAUGUCAAUGGAGGUUAUGAGAAUAAAAAGGGCAUGUCAAAGCUCAAUUUCCUGAUGGAGCAGAUUGAGGGGUAUUCCAAAGUUAACAGGAUAUUUUACCUCUCCGUGCCACAAGAUGCCCUUCUAGAUGUUGCAAGCUCUCUGUCGAGUAAAGCUCAAACGCAAAAGGGUUGGAAUCGUGUUAUCAUCGAGAAACCUUUUGGCUAUGAUAUGGUGUCUUCUCAUUUCUUGACAAAAUCUCUUCUUUCUCAAUUUGAGGAAAAGCAAAUUUACAGGAUUGACCAUCUUUUAGGGAAGAACCUUAUUGAAAACCUUACRGUUUUGAGGUUUGCUAAUUUAGUUUUUCAGCCACUAUGGAGCCGUACAUACAUAAGCAAUGUACAGGUCAUUUUGUCAGAAGAACUUGGAGUUCAAACAAAAAGAUUUUUGGAUGGUGGUGGGAUAAUUGGAGACAUAAUACACAGCCAUAUACUACAAACUAUAGCGUUACUUGCCAUGGAACCGCCCAUUAGUCUAGAUGGUGAAGCUAUUCGAAAUGAGAAGGUUAAGCUUCUGAGAUGCAUUCGUCCAUUGGAUCCCAGUGAUGUUGUACUUGGACAGUACAAAUCUAGUACUAAGGACAAAGUCAACCUUUUUCUCGAGGACCUGACCCCAACGUAUUUUGCUGCUGCUUUGUACAUUGAUAAUGCACGUUGGGAUGGUGUCCCUUUUUUGAUCAAAUCUGGCUUGGGACUAAUCAAACACAGUGUAGAGAUCCGUAUACAAUUUCGCCAGGUUCCAGGAAACAUUUAUCGUGAGCACAUUGGGUAUAAUACUGACUCUGCAACUAACGAGAUCAUUUUGCGCGAUGUACCUGAAGAGGCCAUUCUUGUGAGAGUUAACAACAAGGUUCCUGGAUUGGGAUUGCGAUUGGAUUCUCCAGAGCUCAAUUUGCUUUACAAAGACAAGUACAAUGUAGACAUGCCUGACUCAUAUGAGCAUCUCCUCAUUGAUGUCAUCGAUGGGGACAGCCAUUUGUUCAUGAGAAGCGAUGAACUCGCACUCGCAUGGAAUAUCCUAACUCCGAUCCUGAACGAAAUCAACAAGAACAACAUAAAGCCCGAACUUUACGAAUUCGGCGGCAGGGGUCCCAUCGGAGCGUAUUAUCUCUGGGCAAAACACAGAGUUCGAUGGGUCGAGGAGUAAGCAACAGCCAACACAUUCUGUAGCAAGAUAUAUGUCAAAUGAUUGAUGAAUCAUUACAUUCCUCAUCCAAACGCAGAGUCUUGGACAUAAAAUUUCAACCCAGUAGAACCACAUGAUGAUGCAACUGCUGGUUUCAAUUCUCAACUUAGUUCCUUGUGCUGUUGCAUAGAAUUAAUCUGCCAUUGAUUUACAAUGGAAGAAUAUGAGGAUGUACUGUACCACAUGGAUUGAAUCAUUGAACCUAAAUUAUUGUGACAGGGAAGAAACUGCUUCCCUCUGUAUAUUAGUGUUUGUAUUUUUCAAUACAGAAUGAUUGCCACAGGAAAUUAUCUAAA